GUGAAUUUUUUUCGUAUUUUUUGGUCACCUCUAGCCUGCUCUAGCUCUAGCACGUUCUGUUUGUUGUUGUGUUGUUGGAGGAAGUGCUAUUUUUGUUUCUCGCUGUACCGGCGUACCGGCUGUGGGCUCUACAAUGUCGGACGUCUUCAGAUACUGGAUAUCCCGUAUACCGCCGUUAACUUCUGAAAAUCUGUACAAAGUAUACCUGCCAAUCGCCGGUGCUGUGAGCUACUGCACAUUUUCGGUGACUGUGUUCAUACCUGAGCUGUUAUCGAGGCUCUACCCAGAUCACAGUGUGAUGAUUGCAAACUGCCUCCUGUUUAAUUCUCACGUGGGCACCGGCCUUUACAUCUACUUCAGACGACACCUCAAGGCAGCACCAUUCUACCAUCGUGUCAUGUAUAGCGCGUAUAAUGCGGUGCUUUUCAACUUUGGAUCUGUUCUCCUGUGGGCAGUUACAAAGUCUCUGCUGCCUCAGUCCAACCUGGUGAGGACCAUCUUUGCCGCAUCUACGUCCCUCUGCUUCCUAACAAUUGGCCACGAGUACCUGGACUACGUUGACAAGGAAGUGGGCAAAGGCAGCUCUCAGCAGGGAGCGGCACAUCAAUAAGGACUUUCUUACGAAACAGCCUGUGGAGACAGGCUUGUUGCCCUCACCUAGCUUUUUUUUUUUUUCUUCUUCUUCUAGACAUUGCAUUUAGUAUGCAUUCCCAUAAGGAAUAGUGCACACUGAAAUUUCUACACACACACACAUUGUUAACAGCAUGAUGUUCAAAAUGGACAAGUUUAAUGUAAAUAAAUAUUGUGUGCACAUUUGAAA
Messenger RNA from Ornithodoros turicata, 820 nucleotides. RefSeq lists its product as uncharacterized. The record is from RefSeq and is a predicted model, not a curated record. The coding region runs from base 134 to 610 and encodes 158 amino acids. The transcript is spliced from 2 exons. NCBI's taxonomy places the organism in Eukaryota, Metazoa, Arthropoda, Arachnida, Ixodida, Argasidae.